AAAAUCCCUCAUUUUAGACGACAUGUAUCCGACGCUAGUGUUAAUGUUGAUAGUUGGGGCCUGGAGCAGAAGUGCUAUCAGGCAGGAAGCAAACGAAGCGGACUACAUGCCCAAACAUGACACUAAUUCAGAGGACUACGACCACGAGGCCUUCCUGGGACACGAGAAGAAAGUAGAGUUCGACAGUCUGUCUGCCAAAGAGGCUAAAGAGAGACUUCAAAGAAUCAUCCCAUACCUUGAUGAGGAUGGGAAUGGUCAGAUAUCAGAGGACGAACUCCACGAUUGGAUCAAGAAACAGCUCAUGGCUUACAUUAUGGACGAUGCAAGGAACCUACACGAUGGUAACGAUGUUAACCACGACGGUUUUGUAAGCUGGAAAGAAUACGUGGCGACCACGUAUGGCUUGGGAUUCGUAGAUAACGAACAGCAGGCUCCUGAGGAUGGAGAGUUUGAUUACAGAGAAAUGAUUCUGAGAGACUACAACAAGUUUAUCACUGCUGAUGCUAAUGGAGACCAGUUCUUAUCCUUAGACGAGAUGGCAGCAUUCAUACAUCCCGAGGAGUUCCAUCACACUAGAGACCUCGCUAUACAGGAGAACUUCAAUGAUUUGGAUACAAACAAGGAUGGCUUUGUCUCAGUUGAGGAGUAUAUUACUGAUCUGCUAGCUGAUGAAGAAGACGAACACGUUAACAAGCCAGAAUGGAUAGAGAUAGAAAAACGAAACUUCCUUCAACACCGAGACCUCAACGGAGACGGAAGCGUAGAUAUCGACGAGCUCCGAGAAUGGCUCCAUCCAAACGGAGUACCUCCCGCCUUAGCUGAGGCUAAACAUCUUAUAGCUCUUAGUGAUAAAGAUAAAGAUGGGUUUUUGACGACGGCGGAGAUAGUUAAUAACUUUAGGGUGUUUGUGGGGAGUCAGGCUACGGAUUAUGGCAGGAUGCUUCAUAAUGAGUUGUGAGGAUGGAAAUCUAGUGGAUAAUUAAUGGGAAAAUGAUCCUUCUUUUGGACACGAAAGUUCCAUCUUUUGAAUUUGUGCAGAAAUUUUUAUAUUUUUUAGCAGGACUGAAGUGAUAAAAGAAUAAAUUUGUUUCGAAUUUAAACUACCAGAGAAAUGUUUGUAGAGCCAGAGGCGUGGCCGAAAGUCAGGAUAUCAAAGACUUACAGAUUUUAUCGUGCCAUUUCAUCUUUAUACUAUUCAUGAGCAGCAUUAUUCAUGGUGCCAAUUUAUUGCAUUGAAUGUAUUUGUACAGGUGUUUUUUAUAUGUUUCCAUUUUUCA
Messenger RNA from Bolinopsis microptera, 1277 nucleotides. RefSeq names its product calumenin-like. Bases 23 to 958 code for a protein of 311 amino acids. Gene Ontology annotation, cellular component: endoplasmic reticulum. The transcript has 7 exons. Gene Ontology annotation, molecular function: calcium ion binding. NCBI's taxonomy places the organism in Eukaryota, Metazoa, Ctenophora, Tentaculata, Lobata, Bolinopsidae. The record is from RefSeq and is a predicted model, not a curated record.